AUGGCCGUGACGAGCAAAGGAGAUGGUCUGAGAACUCUUUUAAUUGAUAACUUUGACAGCUACACUUUCAACUUGCACCAGCAGCUUUGUAAUUCUGGAGCUCAAGUUGUUGUCAUUCGAAACAACGUGCCAUGGGAACAAGUGCGUGACAACAUUUUCCCACAUGUUGACAAUGUAGUCAUUUCUCCAGGUCCAGGAACUCCAACUGUUAUCGGCGACUUUGGAUGCUGCCACAAUGUCAUUCUUCACUCCAACCUUCCAGUCUUGGGCGUAUGUCUCGGUCAUCAAGGCAUGGCUACAGCAUUGGGAGGAAAAGUCUGUCAUGCCCCAGAACCUAUGCAUGGACGAAAGAGUCUAUUGCAUCAUAACGGGAUGGAGUUGUUUGCUGGAAUCAACAACCCGUUCUCUGUAGUCAGAUAUCAUUCGCUGAUUGUUGAUGAACAAGCCUUGCCAUCGUGUUUGCAAGUAACAGCCUGGACCAAACCAACCGCCCCGAAUAGCAAACGUAUAAUCAUGGCUCUGAAACAUAAGGAGCGUCCACUAUGGGGCGUACAGUUUCACCCGGAAUCCAUAUGUACAGAUCAUGGUCUUGACCUCAUAUCCAACUUUAUGAACCUGACGAGAUCACAACUACCCAUAACGCGAACGACUAGUAUUCCUGCUAAUGUACUGGACAUGACGGUGAUUCCAUCAGCACUUGCUGAAUGCAUAGCUUCACCAUCUCAAACACGAUUGGUAGUCAGGAAGAUAGAAAACGUUCAGAUAGAUUCUGAGUCAGUAUUCAAGACACUCUUUGCAAACAAACCUGUAUCGUUUUGGUUGGACUCGGCUCGUGUUGAAGAGAGUCUCAGUCGCUUUUCGUUUAUGGGGUCAGGAGACAGCGAACGCAGCUUCAUUGUAAAUUACAGCAUAUUAUCUAGAAAAGUCACAACAAUCCAAGGUGGUCAAUGUACAUAUACUCAAUUAGACAUGACCGACACCUUCUUUGGCUACAUGGCCAGACUAGUCAACCAGCACUCUCUCUGUCGGCAGGACACUAUAACAAUACCGCAGCCAUUCGAUAUACCUUUUGAUUUAAUGUGUGGAUUUGUGGGAUACUUUGGGUAUGAAAUGAAGACGGAAAGUCUUGCUGAAGGACGAACCACUCCAUUCAAGUCUGUAUCUGCUAAUCCAUUACCUGAUGCCGCAUUCAUAUUCUCUGAUCGCCUCGUGGUCUUUGAUCAUAUUAAGAAUGAUGCUUAUAUUGUCAUGUUGGAGAACAUACCACAAUCAUCCCUACUAGUAGAAAAGCACACGUCAUUAGGAAACAGAGUCAAUAGUGCUUGGUUGGAUGAUACAUUACGAGUGUUACAAUCAACUGCAUCGUAUACGAAUGGUCAUGCUGCUGCAAAGAGAAAGCGGAAGCGCGGGAUGACGCUAGACCACACUCGCGACGAGUAUAUACAAGCCGUAUCAUCAUCUCAAUCUAAAAUAAUCGACGGAGAGAGUUACGAAGUCUGUCUGACAACAAGAGCAUCAAUCCAACUUCCGAAAAUGGACUUGUCGGAUCUCAUUCAUGAUACAUUAGCCAUGCAUCAUCAUUUGAGAAAUGUGAAUCCUACUCCUCAUGCUAGUUUUAUUAAUUUUGGGCAGGGGAUGAUUAUCGUGUCUGCUUCGCCAGAAGAGUUUGUUACUGUAGAUCGUGACAAGUGGGUUCAGGCUAGGCCCAUCAAGGGUACUAUCAAACGAGAUAAAGUAGAUCCUAUUCGAGAUGCUAAGCUCAAGGUUGAGCUUGAGCAGAGUGAAAAGAAUAUUGCCGAGAAUCUGAUGAUUGUAGACCUGCUACGUAAUGAUCUGAAUCUUAUUUGUACACCAUCAAGUGUCUGUGUGCCUUCUCUCUUCAAGGUCGAAAGCUAUGCCUCGAUACACACCAUGGUUUCAACUAUCAAAGGAAGUCUGAGGCCCGGGCUUACUGCAGUUGAUGCCGUAAUGAAGUGCUUUCCACCAGGCUCUAUGACUGGAGCACCCAAACGAAGAACAGUAGAAAUACUAGAAGACCUUGAAAAAUCACCGAGAGGAGUAUAUUCUGGUGCUUUGGGUUACUUCUCUUUAACAGGAGAAGCAGAUUUUGCAGUCGUUAUACGAACGGCCAUUAUUCACAACCAAGAACUAUCGGUGGGUGCAGGUGGUGCGAUCGUAUCCUUGUCAUCUCCAACUGAAGAGUACGAUGAAAUGUUGCUCAAGCUCUCUUCUGUUCUGCCCAGCAUUUCCCAUGCUUUCGGCAUUGAUGGCCUGUAG
Synchytrium microbalum is the source of this 2277-nucleotide messenger RNA. RefSeq lists its product as uncharacterized. NCBI's taxonomy places the organism in Eukaryota, Fungi, Chytridiomycota, Chytridiomycetes, Synchytriales, Synchytriaceae. The transcript has 9 exons. The coding region runs from base 1 to 2277 and encodes 758 amino acids. Gene Ontology annotation, biological process: L-tryptophan biosynthetic process. The record is from RefSeq and is a predicted model, not a curated record.